AUGUGUGGAAUAUUUCUCUCCAUUCACGCCGACAAUGAUCCUCGUAGCGACAGUCGCUUUUUAUCCAUAUGUCGUGCUCUGAAACGAAACAAUGCCGAGAGAGGUCCCGAUGCUCAGGGAAACCAUCGCAUUCAUAUCACCACAUCAACGCCCAUUUCUCAAGAAAUUUCUCAACAAGUCGCUCAUAAUUAUGAUCGAGUUCGCUUUGAAGUCGACUUUUACGCUUCCGAGUUGCGAUUAAGAGGAGAUUCCCCCAUUUUUCAACCUCACGUGCAAGGGGGUAACAUAUUGUGCUGGAAUGGAGAAAUAUUUGAUGGGUUGGAGGUCCCGCCGCACGAGAAUGACGGUGUGAAAGUAUUGGACUCCCUUCACAAUUUCAAAACAGGUUCUCAAGUUCGAGACUUCUUCGGCACGGUGGAGGGCCCCUAUGCGUUUGUCUUUUACCAGGAAGAAUCAGAAUGCCUAUUCUUUGCUCGAGAUCCCCUCGGACGCAGAUCGCUACUCAUUCACAGGCCCACACCUGAUCAACCUUAUUUGUUGCUCUCCUCGGUCUCCGCUGGUCUAAAUGCAGGAUAUAACUUCGAUGAUGUUUCUACAGAUUCUAUCUACUGUCUUAGUCUGCGGUCCUUAGCUUCCAUCCAAGAUUAUGACACGCGCCUCCAGCGUCUGCCACGUUCGACACCAGACCGUUUAUUGCUGUAUGCAAGACCUGCUAAAAUCAAUGAAAGUUUGCCACCAGAUGAACUUGCUGUAAUUGAAUCGGCUUCAAUUCCCAGUUACCUAUCGCAGGUGGUUGAUGAUCUAAUUGAUCAACUGGAUCGCAGUGUGCUACUUCGCGUUCGCAACAUACCCCGGAUAUCCGGGCCAAGUAGAAGUGCAAGCGUGGCUAUCUUGUUCAGCGGAGGCAUCGAUUCCACCGUGUUGGCAUUCUUUGCGCACAAGCACAUACCACUUGACGAACCUAUCGAUCUUUUGAAUGUUGCGUUUGAAAAUCCCCGUAAACUUGGGAUUACAACGCAAGGAUCACUUUCCAACUCGCCAAAGCGAGCAAAGAAGGAGAAAAUCAGUCAACUCAAUGGAUCCAACGAGCCAAUGGGUACCUACCUAGUCCCCGACAGAGUCACAGGACUCGAUGAACUUGAAGAGUUGCGUCGCAUAUGUCCUGGCCGGGUUUGGAAAUUUGUAGAGAUUAAUGUUCCUUAUCAGGAAUCCCAGAGCGCGCGCGAGAGAAUCGAGUCACUUAUGAUACCAGGUCGAACUGUCAUGGAUCUGAGCCUAGCCCUUGCUCUUUACUUUGCCUCCCGUGGUCAAGGCCAAAUCCGAACAUCACUGGGGUCUGAACCUGAGGUGUAUACCAGUGUGGCACGCGUAGUUAUUAGUGGGUUGGGUUCGGACGAACUUUUGGGGGGCUACGGCCGACAUCGUUCCGCGUUCUACACUGGGGGGUGGGAAGCUGUCAUUAAAGAGCUGCAACUGGAAAUGGAUCGUAUCCCAACUCGGAAUCUUGGGCGAGAUGAUCGCAUUAUAUCAUCCCACGGGAAAGAAACUCGGCAUCCAUUCCUAUCUUUGGAUGUCGUAAGAUUCCUUGCUUCCCUUCCAAUCCAUCUUAAGAUGGAUCCUCGAGCAGAUUUGGGUGUGGGUGACAAAAUGCUUCUGCGAUUGUUGGCGCAGAGAGUUGGAUUGGUUGAAGCCAGCAGUCGAAAGAAGCGAGCAAUGCAGUUUGGAAGUCACUCAGCAAGAAUGGGGGGUGAAAAACGUGGAGAUGUAGAUUUAGUUUGA
Messenger RNA from Laccaria bicolor S238N-H82, 1779 nucleotides. RefSeq lists its product as uncharacterized. The transcript is spliced from 14 exons. Gene Ontology annotation, molecular function: asparagine synthase (glutamine-hydrolyzing) activity. Bases 1 to 1779 code for a protein of 592 amino acids. The record is from RefSeq and is a predicted model, not a curated record. Lineage: Eukaryota; Fungi; Basidiomycota; Agaricomycetes; Agaricales; Hydnangiaceae.